Molecule: messenger RNA, 1363 nt
Organism: Triplophysa dalaica
Lineage: Eukaryota; Metazoa; Chordata; Actinopteri; Cypriniformes; Nemacheilidae
Product: P-selectin-like
Exons: 6
Coding region: 14-679 (221 amino acids)
Molecular function (GO): carbohydrate binding
Source: RefSeq, a predicted model, not a curated record
AAACACACAAGAGAUGAAAAAAAUGGCUCAGAUUCUAUAUUUCAGUCUUCUUGUCAUUGCUCUCUGUUCAUUAUCUGAAGGCAUUCAGCGCCGCUAUCACCAUAUAAACAUUGAGAAGACCUGGACUGAAGCUCAGAAAUACUGCAGAGAGAACUACACAGAUCUGGCCACAGUCAAAAACAAGAAUGACAUGAACGAGCUGAAGAAGACUGUGAUGAAGACUGUGAAUAACAAUCAGGAGUUUGUCUGGAUUGGACUGAAGAGAACAGAUGUUUAUAAAUGGAAGUGGUCUCUGGGUGAUCCUGUGAAAUAUCUGAACUGGGAAACUCAACCAUCAACUGACACAAAUAAUUGUGCUUUUAUGAGAAAUGGAACAUGGCAUCGGCAGAAGUGUACUGAUAAGCUGGGAUUCAUCUGCUACAAUGGUGUUUCAAAGGAUUUCAUUAUCUGUCAAUCACAGACUUUCCUUCUCAGCUGUGAUCAGGGAACUAUUAAAGUCCUUUCAGCCAAUUAUGGGCGUACAGACCGACAGACCUGCUCUACUGGAAGAUCCGAUAACCAGACCUCAAAUGUUCAGUGCAGUCUGAACACAUCUCUAACGGUGGCCACUCGAUGUGAUGGACAAACGAGUUGUUCUAUAGUUGUGAACAUCACUGAUCCUUGUGGUGGCACUCACUAAUACCUGAAUGUGUCUUAUGAGUGUGUUGAAGCACCACCAAGUGAGUUUUACACCCAACUGACACCAAACCUUAUAAAACACUAUACAGAGUAAAGUUUAAGUGUAUUCAAGUGUUAUUUAUUUAUUUAGUAAGUACAUAAUUAACAGUGCUAGUAGUAAACCUGUAGGUGUAUUAUUUUAAUACUGCUGGGGACUAAACUGGCUUCUUCUAAGUUUAUGAAAGUAGACUUUUAAGUGUAGUCUAAGUUUAAGUCUGGGGUUUUAACUCCAGUCCUCGGGUCUCCCCGCAGAGAAUUAUGUUUACUUGUAUUAAAUGAAAGUGACUGUCACGUGUAACAGGAUACAGGCACACACGACACCAGGAUACAAAUGAAAAGGAAUUUUAACAACAAAAACCACAACUAACAGGAAACCAGGAACAAGAAUACACGUUGACAUAAAACAAUAGCAGACAAGGAAUACACUUUAGGGGAGAACUUUAAUACAACAUAUAACGAGGGAUCAACAGGUGCUGGGAAUAAACUAAUAAUGAGACAAGUGAAAACAGGCAAGGGAACAAUUAACUAAUAACAAAACACAAGUGAAAACUAAUGAACUAAUAAUGAAAUUAACAAUGGGAGGAAAAAAACAGACAAAACAUACAACAACUGUGACAUUAACCCCCCCUCCAUAAGCCGCGUCCUC